AUGGCAGUACAUGAGGCUCUGAAGAUGGAUUUUCGGAAGAUGGACAUGCCGGCGGUUGCGCUACUAAAUGUCCCUGAUCGUGGCGAUACACCUUAUGUAAAUUUUCUUUCCACCUCUUGCCAACUUUCAUCUUCAAGCUUCAAGCUCCAAGUUUCGCACCCUUGUGAUAUCAAAGUUUCAACACCCACCGGAGCUUUGAAAAGCGAAAGCUCUCUAGGUUGGUAAGGAACUUCCUGGUGAAGAGUCGAAUGUUCUCAGAGAACGAAGAGUUGUAUCCACAUGUCUCCUCCGAUGUGCAAAAAGUAAUUCAUCCGCUUCUUUUCGUACCAACAGACGUGGAGAUGACGGAGUUUUUGUGUUUUCAACAUGAAGCUGAACAAUCAUCUCGUUCUUGAUCGGACCUCAAGGGGUCGCUCGGUUCACUGUGAGGAAACUUGGGGCCCGCUUUCGCACUGUUCGAACUUCGUUACUUUCCUCCUGAACAAUUUCCGACUCUCAGGCUCAACGCUUUGAACGAACAUUUGUAUACGUAACGACAGCGGGAAUCCGGGUCUGCAGCAUCUUCCAUCGAUCUCCCGUUUGUU
Messenger RNA from Marasmius oreades (fairy-ring Marasmius), 584 nucleotides. RefSeq lists its product as uncharacterized. The record is from RefSeq and is a predicted model, not a curated record. The transcript is spliced from 4 exons. Lineage: Eukaryota; Fungi; Basidiomycota; Agaricomycetes; Agaricales; Marasmiaceae. The coding region runs from base 1 to 225 and encodes 74 amino acids.